Molecule: messenger RNA, 1836 nt
Organism: Peronospora matthiolae
Lineage: Eukaryota; Oomycota; Peronosporomycetes; Peronosporales; Peronosporaceae
Source: the annotation of a GenBank genome assembly
AUGAAUUACAAGGCUGUACGAAAGUUUGGCUGGCUGCUUCGAAAGGUCUGCCGCAACAUGUAUGACCAAAUUCAUGUGGAUGAGACGGGUUUGACUCAAAUUCGCGACCUUCUGGCUGAUCGUCGUGGAAGUGUGGUACUUGUCCCUACCCAUCGAUCGUACGUUGACUUCUUGCUCAUGAGCUACGUGUUUUUCGCCUACAAUAUCCCUGUUCCUUACGUUGCUGCUGGAGAAGAUUUUUUACACAUGGGCACCCUCACGAAGUUAUUACGCGAGUCCGGAGCCUACUUUAUUCGCCGAUCGUUUUCUGAUGAUCCUUUGUACACUGCUGUCUUCCGAGCUUAUACCCAAUACUUGGUAUCGAGAGGACACACGAUCGAAUUUUUCAUUGAAGGGUCUCGCAGUCGCAGUGGCAAGCAGCUGCACCCGAAAUUUGGCAUUCUUAGUACCGUUGUCGAUUGCUACUUAUCCGAGAAAGUCAAGAAUCUCUACAUCGUACCAGUGACGAUCGACUAUGAGAAGCCGUUGGAAGUGCUGCUACACCAGAGCGAGCUCCUGGGCGAGGGCAAAAUCCGCGAGUCUAUCACCGCUUUGUUUAAAGCCAUGCCGGUGGUGCGCAAGAAGUUUGGCUCGAUCUCAGUGAAGUUUGGUGUGCCGUUGGAUGUCAAGCAGUAUGUGGAUGCGACGUUAGCGCGUGCCGGGAAGCAAGAGGUCUCUGCGCCGACUUCAGCUAUUGUCGAAGAUCUGGGAUACGCCAUCACGGAUGCAUUGAUUGAGAACGCAACGUGUGCGAUGUCACACGUGGUAGCCACUAUUCUAUUAGUGUAUCGUCAAGGAAUAUCAAAGCCGGAGCUUGUGCGCCAAGCGGGUCGGUUGAGGCUGGAAAUUUUGCGUCGGGGAGGUCGUGUGGUGGGCACGCAAGGCCGCUCACCUACUGACGUCGUAGAUCGCGCGCUCGAACUUCUGCACGAGCUCGUUAUCAUGCGACGUAAGGACCUCGUCGAGCCUGCCGUCACCAGCCGCGAGCAAUACCCGAACAUGAUCGGUCUGGGCUACUAUCGCAACAAGUUGCUGCACUGGUUUAAUCGUGAGGGCGUGCUGGCUUGUGCUUACCAUGCUCUGGACGCGUUCAACUCGCACUCUGGCAAGGCCAGUUGGGUAUCAAGCACCUUGGGUGAAGCAGGUGUAGACCGUCAAGAGCUGCUCGAUGGCGCAUCGUUCCUGCACAAAAUGCUGACGAUGGAGUUUGUUCGCAAGGAUGAUCCGGUGGCUGAUAGUGUUCACCUUGCAAAGGCGCUAGAACAUCUUGAGUCUCGCAAAGUGUUCAUAUCUACAGCGGCUGCAUCGUCAUCAGUCCGCGUGGAAGCAGUCGACAGUGUGAUGCUCUCGCUGCUAGGCACCCUCGUCUGGCCUUUCAUCGACAGCUACUGGGUCGCUGUCACGAGUCUGUUCGCUUUGCGGCCACACGGUGAAGUGACGACAGAGGACUUGCUCAAGCGCUUACAAUGGCUUGCAGAGACGAUGUACCAUGAGAAACUCAUCAGCUUCUACGAGUCGUGCUCGCGCGAGACGCUGCAGAACGCUUUGGCAUUGCUGGAAGGAUGGAGUGUCCUUGCAAGUCGCCGCCGAGCACCGACAGGGAAGAAGAGCGCGUCCAAAGUGAGCAAGCCAGCGGUGCAGCUCCUGAGCUUGACUCCAGAGUACGCGAUAGAUGGCGAGCUGGAGCAGCUUGCCAUGCGAGUCUCCAGGUUCCGCAAGUUGCCUCCUGGCGUGCAUCCCGCCACAACUAGUGAGACCGAGGUGCUCGCACGUUUGCCUGCUCUCUCUCGCAUGUAG